This is a messenger RNA of Selaginella moellendorffii, 1968 nucleotides long. RefSeq names its product pentatricopeptide repeat-containing protein At4g02750-like. The transcript has 2 exons. NCBI's taxonomy places the organism in Eukaryota, Viridiplantae, Streptophyta, Lycopodiopsida, Selaginellales, Selaginellaceae. The coding region runs from base 1 to 1968 and encodes 655 amino acids. The record is from RefSeq and is a predicted model, not a curated record. Gene Ontology annotation, molecular function: protein binding.
AUGGUAACUAGCAGCAGCAGCAGAGGGUUGGACCGGGAGGCAUGCUUACAGCUGAUAAGAUCGUCCAGGACAGUGGCUAUGGUGGAGGAGGCUCACUCCAAAGCUCGGCAUUUACUACCGUUGGACGUGUUCGUCUCCAACAUGCUCGUCCAGAGAUAUGGGAGGUGUGGCAGCGUCGAGCAUGCUCGCAGGGUCUUCGACUCCAUCCCGGAGAAGAACUUCUUCUCGUGGGUUUCGCUGCUCGGUGCGUAUGCCGCGAACGGUCUCCUGGACGAGGCCGCCAGCGUCUUCAACGGGAUGCCCGAGUGGAACUCGGUGGCUUGCACGGCGAUGCUGGUCGGAUAUGCCCAGAACGGGCAGCUGGAGAAGGCACGGGGAGUGUUUUGGAGCAUGAAGCAGCGCGACUUGGCGUCGUGGAACGCAUUCCUGGCCGUGCUUGUCAACGAAAGAGAGGAUCACAGGCUGCUAGAGGCACGGAAGCUCUUCGAGACAAUGCCAGCGCGGGACGUAGUUACUUGGACCACCUUGCUUGGAGCGUAUGCCCAGAGGAACCAUCUGUUCAACACCAAGGAGCUGUUUGAUUCGAUGCCGGCGAGGGACCUCAUCUCAUGCACGGCAAUGCUGGCGGCAUACGAGGAUAGUGGCGAUCUCCGAAACGCGAGCUUCGUGUUUAAGUCGAUGGAGGAAAGAGACAUCAUAUCCUGCUCGGCUCUCCUUGCGGUCUAUGCCCAGGGGGGGCAUCUCGAACAAGCUCUCAAGCACUACCACUCCAUGCCUGAGCUCAACGUGAUCUCCUGUACCACGAUGAUCACCGUCUACUCGAAGAACCGGCUCGUCAACCAGGCCCAGCAGCUGUUCGACUCCAUGCCCGAGCACAACCUGGUGUCGCGGACGUCGAUGCUGUGCGUCUUCACUCUCAACGACCGCCUGGAGGAAGCCAAGCAUGAGUUUGACAAGAUGCCGGAGUGGAACUCGGUGGCGAUCACAGCGCUCAUCUCCCUCUACGCCCGAAGCGGAUACAGUCUCAGCUUUCUAGAGUCGUCUGGAGUGGCUCUAGACACCAUGGCCAGCACUGCUCUCUUGAUUGGGUAUGCCCAGGACGGUCAUCUAGAAGCGGCAAAGUCGGUAUUUGAUUCCAUCCCGGCCUGUGACGCGGUCGUGAGGACGUCCAUGCUGAGCUCGUACGCACUGCUGGGGAACGUCCGAGGUGGAGAGCGGGUCUUCCUUUCAGCACCCGAGCAGGACGACUUCGUGCUCUGGAACGCGAUGCUGGCUGCGUACGCCCAGAAUGGUCACUCCACCCAAGCUCUCGAGCUCUUCUUCACGAUGGUGUCGCUGGGUCUCCAGGUUCCGCCGGAUGGAGCAUCGUUUCUCAGCAUCCUGCUCGCGUGUAGUCACCUUGGGAGAGUCCAAACAGGCUGGUCUUGCUUCGUCUCCAUGGCUAUGGACUACGAACUGGAGCCGCUCAAGCAGCACUACAACUGCUUCGUCGAUCUGCUGUGCCGGACCGGAUUUCUGGCCGAGGCCCGAGAGUUGAUCCAAAUCAUGCCGUUUGAUGCCGAUGGAGUCGAGUGGAGGAGCUACCUCAGAAGCUCGGUGGAGGCCGGCAACACGGUGGUCGAGAACUUGGACGUGUGCAAGCCGGAUUCUCCAGGCGCUUACGUGCUGCUGGCAAAUUUGCAUAAGAAUCGUCAGGGAGGAAUGGCAUUUGCAUGGAAGAAAGGCCACAGUAGGGUUUGCUUCGCGUGUGUGCUCCGGGCGACGAAUUCCGCCCGCCCAGAGGGAAUUUCACUGGAUUCGCAGCAGUGCGCACUAGAAUCGGUGCGUGUGGAUUGCCGGAGCUGGAUUCGGGCCCCCGGGAGCGCCGGUCAGCGAUUGCAUUGCGCAUUUGAGGUCAGUGCUGCUCGGGCGCUUAGGGUUUAUAGCAGCACCGUGAGAUCUGGGAGAGAGCAGAUUGUUGCGCGAUAA